Messenger RNA from Zophobas morio, 3369 nucleotides. It is a transcript of the gene Prp5, whose product is annotated as probable ATP-dependent RNA helicase DDX46. Gene Ontology annotation, biological process: mRNA splicing, via spliceosome. The transcript has 7 exons. Gene Ontology annotation, cellular component: nucleus. The record is from RefSeq and is a predicted model, not a curated record. Bases 125 to 3220 code for a protein of 1031 amino acids. Lineage: Eukaryota; Metazoa; Arthropoda; Insecta; Coleoptera; Tenebrionidae. Gene Ontology annotation, molecular function: ATP binding; RNA helicase activity; nucleic acid binding.
GCAAGUUUCUACUCUACGCACCCUACCCCCACAGUGACUAAACUGUUUGGUUAUGUUCGACGUAUAAUUUUUAACACUUGUUUGAUUGUACAGUUGUAAAUUUAAAGAAACCACUAGUAGAAGGAUGGCGCGGAGCGGACGCGAUAGAAGCCGUUCCCCGGAUAGAAAACGCCGUCGGUCUAGGUCACGCAGCAAAGACAGAUCGAGGUCUAGCAGAUACCGUAGGAGUAGAUCGCGGGACAGACGCAGUCGUUCGAAAGACAGGAGAAGCAGAUCGCGGGACCGGAGAGACCGCGAACGACGAUCUUACAGUCGAGACAGGGACCGCAGACGGGGUGACAGUAAAGAAAAACGGGGGUCAGGCAGCAGCAAGUCGAGACGGAGAGACAGGUCCAGGUCGCGUUCCAGAUCGACAGACCGCAAGAAAAACGAUGAUUCCGGACUGGGAUUCGAUCCUGCGAAUUUGGACAAGGAAGAAGAACAGAAGAAACUCGAGCUUGAGAUGCAGAAGCGGCGCGAACGUAUCGAGAGAUGGCGCGCCGAGCGCAAAAAGAAAGAAGCCGAGAUGGCGAAAGGGGCCCCCAAGCCGGCGGCGGCGGGCGACGAAGGAACCGCGAAGAAGUGGUCGCUCGAGGACGACGAGGAAGAGGAUGAAGAUAAAGAUAACAAAGGCGAAAAGGAGGAAAGUGUAGAGAAGGUGGAAACUGAGGAGAAGAACGGCGAGGAGCCUCCGCCUGAGGUGGUAGAGGACGAGGUGGAUCCGUUGGACGAGUACAUGAAGGGCGUCCAGGAGGAAGUGAGGAAGACGCAUAAGCUGGAUAUGAAGAAGCCAAAAACAGACUCUGGGAAUAAAAAAGGUGCCUUAGUUAUUGUAACGGGAGUGGCAAAAUCUAAAGUCAAUAAAAAUAAGGGCGAGCUGAUCGAGCAGAAUCAGGACGGGCUGGAGUACUCGUCGGAGGAGGAGAUCGAGGAUUUGAAGGACACGGCUGCGAGUAUUGCGAAUAAGCAGAAGAAGGAGCUGGCGAAGAUCGAUCACAACAACAUUAUUUAUUUGCCGUUUAGGAAGAAUUUUUACGUGGAGGUGCCGGAGAUCGCGAAGAUGACGGACGAGGAGGUGAAGGAGUAUAGGGAGGAGUUGGAGGGAAUCAGGGUCAAAGGCAAAGGCUGUCCCAAACCCAUCAAAACGUGGGCACAAUGCGGCGUCUCCACCAAAGAACUCAACGUCCUCAAAAAACUAGGUUUCGAAAAACCCACCCCCAUCCAAGUCCAGGCCAUUCCUGCCAUCAUGUCAGGCAAAGAUCUAAUAGGGAUCGCCAAAACCGGCAGCGGGAAAACCCUAGCUUUCGUCUUACCCAUGUUCCGCCACAUCUUAGCCCAGCCACCCCUGGAGGAAACCGACGGCCCCAUCGCCAUAAUAAUGACCCCAACCCGCGAACUGUGCAUGCAGAUAGGCAAAGACAUCAAGAAGUUCACCAAGGGUUUGAACCUCCGCGCUGUCUGCGUCUACGGCGGCACCGGGAUCUCCGAACAAAUCGCCGAGCUGAAGCGCGGCGCCGAAAUCAUAGUAUGCACCCCAGGUCGGAUGAUCGACAUGCUGGCCGCCAACAGCGGAAAAGUCACCAACCUCCGCCGCGUCACCUACAUCGUCCUCGACGAAGCCGACCGCAUGUUCGACAUGGGCUUCGAGCCCCAGGUCAUGCGCAUCAUCGACAACGUCCGCCCAGAUAGACAGACCGUGAUGUUCAGCGCCACGUUCCCGCGCCAGAUGGAGGCUCUCGCGCGCCGCAUCCUGCAGAGACCCAUCGAGGUCCAGGUGGGCGGGCGGUCCGUGGUGUGCAAGGACGUGGAGCAGCACGUGGUCAUCCUCGAAGAGGACCUCAAGUUCCUGAAACUGUUGGAACUGCUAGGGUUGUACCAGGAGCGCGGGAGCAUCAUCGUGUUCGUGGACAAGCAAGAGAACGCCGAUAUUUUGUUGAAGGAGCUGAUGAAGGCGGCGUAUAAUUGUUUGAGUUUGCACGGGGGUAUCGAUCAGUUCGAUCGGGACUCCACGAUUAUAGACUUCAAGUCGGGGAAGGUGAAGCUGCUGAUUGCGACGUCGGUGGCGGCGCGGGGGUUGGACGUGAAGCACUUGAUUCUGGUGGUGAACUACGACUGUCCGAAUCACUACGAGGAUUACGUCCAUAGGUGCGGGAGGACGGGGCGGGCGGGGAAUAAGGGGUUUGCGUACACGUUUAUCACGCCGGAGCAGUCGAGGUACUCCGGGGACAUCAUUAAGGCGUUCGAGUUGGCGACGGUGACGGUGCCGGAGCCGCUGAGGGCCCUGUGGGAUACGUAUAAGGCGAAGCAGGAGGCAGAAGGCAAGAAGGUCCACACCGGUGGCGGCUUCAGCGGCAAGGGCUUCAAAUUCGACGAGAACGAAGCGGCGGCUGUCAACGAGCGCAAGAAGUUCCAAAAAGCUGCCCUAGGUCUGGCAGACUCCGACGACGAAGACCUGGAGCACGACAUCGACCAACAAAUCGAGAGUAUGUUUGCUACGAAACGAACAGUAAAAGAAAUCAAAGCUCCUCUAGGUACAUUUUCCACUUGUGUCACACUCGUGGAGUUAUAUUUUUUUUACUUCUUAGGGCUUAUUAAUCCAGCCGCCAUGGGUAACACCCACACCGCAAUCGAUAAACUGGAACUGGCGAAAAGGUUAGCUUCUCGCAUCAACUUCUCCAAGAACAUAAGUUUGGAUACGAAGUUCGCCACGCAACAAGCUGCCGAGUCGAUCUUGAAGGGUAGCAGUAGCACGUUGGCCAUCACCGCCAAGACGGUGGCUGAACAAUUGGCGGCGAAGUUGAACACGAAGUUGAAUUAUCAGCCGAAGGACGACGACGAAAGGGACGACAUUGAUAAUGAGCAGACCUUCAGGAAGUAUGAAGAGGAGUUGGAGAUUAAUGACUUCCCGCAGCAGGCGAGGUGGCGCGUCACGUCUAAAGAAGCCUUGGCACAAAUUUCGGAAUAUUCAGAGGCUGGGAUUACGGUCAGAGGGACGUACGUCCAGCCGGGGAAGUCGCCCCCAGAAGGAGAGCGGAAGUUGUAUCUGGCGAUCGAAAGUACGUCGGACAUCGCCGUGGCUAAAGCCAAAGCGGAGAUCACGCGGUUAAUUAAAGAAGAGUUGCUGAAAUUGCAAACGGCGGGUCACCAUACGUUUAACAAAGCUAGAUAUAAGGUGGUGUAAAGUUUAUAAAGUGUUUCAAUUAAAAGUUUUAACGUUUCGUCACAUUAUAUAAUCAAUCAAUUUUUAUCCAAGUGUAUGAUAGUACGAGUCCUGAAGGAGUGUAUUAUUUAAGGCAGAUAUUUAUUAGAAAAAUAAAACUUUUUUAAUCA